Colletotrichum destructivum is the source of this 1039-nucleotide messenger RNA. RefSeq names its product Putative Tautomerase/MIF superfamily, tautomerase, cis-CaaD. Lineage: Eukaryota; Fungi; Ascomycota; Sordariomycetes; Glomerellales; Glomerellaceae. The transcript is spliced from 2 exons. Bases 489 to 770 code for a protein of 93 amino acids. The record is from RefSeq and is a predicted model, not a curated record.
GUAAUCUCGAGGCCACCGUUAUGGGCCGCUCAGCAGGGGUGUGGAGCAGCUAAGCUGCUUGUCGGCACAGGCAAUGUAGAUGAAAGCACGGAUGAUAACCAACUACAGUCUGUUCCACCUAGUAAGCUAACCCUUGUGCAUCCAUGCGUGUCUCAGUUAGAAGUCGUGUUAUAAAAAGCCCCUAGACGCGUCGCUCUGAGUGAAUGCUGCUGUGGCUAAGUUACAGGACAAGAGGAAUCUCAGACAUUGGGCCCCUUUGACGGCAGCACAAUAAGCGCCCACCGAGCCGGAGCUAUGGCGUUUGGGGUGGGACGGGUGCGCCAUAGCUGGUGACAGGUUCUUUUGGAUGCUAUGUUGGUAUGCUAGGUCUCAGUGACGCUCUGUAUCCGGGCGGGAAAGCAGCUGUUUUAUGCCAUCCCCCUGACUUUCCCCGCUGAACCGAUGACGAUGCCAAUGUCGCAUGAUGGGCUGGUCUGGGGCGUGGCGUGAUGUUUGUCGGCCAACGCUGGGCUAACCACGUCUGCCAAGUUCGGGUCUUCGCGGCCAAAGUACGUCCGGUGCUGAGGCCCAAAGGCAUCAGGUGGGAGUCCAACAUCUACGAGACCCCACGUUUCAACUGGAGGCUUCAGGAAAUGCAGCCUCCGGAUUUUGAUACCGACAUGAAUAGCAAAUGGAUCAAGGACAACACCUUCACCGAUGAGGACGAGCAGGAGAUCUUGCUCCAGCAGGGCUACCUUGACGAGUCCUGUUGGAAGAUGCCGCGGCAUUAAAUGAAGAAAUACAGCGUACAUCACGGGAGCUUCAUCUUCUGGUCUUAGAGAGCAAAAUUCAAAAUCGUUCCAGGAUCACUGACGUGGUGGCAUAUCGCGAGACGGAUGUCCGCAUAACUCACGCUUUUGUAUAUCAUGCGCUGGCGGAAUAUGGCUACAUUCGGCUUGUUGUUGUUGUUGUUGUUUUUGUUGUUGUAUUUAACGCCAUGGCGGCAAGGGUGGAACCCCUGCCGCAGAACUCCCGAGGGGUAUGUGGCGUGGAGAGCCGU